This is a messenger RNA of Dinoponera quadriceps, 1005 nucleotides long. It is a transcript of the gene Prx6a, whose product is annotated as peroxiredoxin-6. Gene Ontology annotation, molecular function: peroxiredoxin activity. Gene Ontology annotation, biological process: cell redox homeostasis; cellular oxidant detoxification. NCBI's taxonomy places the organism in Eukaryota, Metazoa, Arthropoda, Insecta, Hymenoptera, Formicidae. The record is from RefSeq and is a predicted model, not a curated record. Gene Ontology annotation, cellular component: cytosol; mitochondrion. The transcript is spliced from 5 exons. The coding region runs from base 99 to 767 and encodes 222 amino acids.
CGUCACACUCAUACGCGUGUGAUUGAGUUUUGCCUCGAUAUUCCCAUAUUUACGGUCAAGUCUUUGUGUUGUUACAAGGUUGAAACUUCAAUAACAUUAUGGUUCUAUUAGGUGAAACAUUCCCGGACUUUACGGCAGAUACGCAAAUAGGCACGAUCAAGUUCCACGAAUGGUUGGGCGACUCGUGGGCUAUCUUGUUUUCCCAUCCUAAUGACUUCACACCAGUGUGCACAACUGAAUUAGCACGUGUUGCAAAAUUGAUGCCUGAAUUUAAGAGAUUGGGAGUGAAGGUCAUCGCACUAUCUUGCAAUUCUAUUGAUUCCCAUCACAAAUGGAUAGAAGAUAUAAGAAGUUACGGUGAUUUAAUGGACAAAGAAUUUCCAUAUCCAAUAAUAGAAGAUCAAAGCAGGAAACUGGCUACGUUAUUUGGAAUGUUGGAUCCUAUGGAGGUGGACGGCCAGGGAUUACCCAUGUCAGCACGUGCGGUGUUUAUAAUCGAUCCAGCUAAAAAGAUGCGACUAUCAAUUUUGUACCCAGCUACGACUGGUCGCAAUUUUGAUGAAAUAAUAAGAGUAAUUGAGUCGCUCCAGCUUACAGAAAAGUACAAAGUAGCAACUCCCGUGGAUUGGAAGAAAGGAGAUGAUGUAAUGAUACAGCCGACCAUAUCGGACGCCGAAGCUAAAGCUUGCUACAACAGUAUAAAAACUGUGAUGUUGCCUUCCGGCAAGACGUACCUGCGAAUUGUGCCACAGCCUAUCGACGCAUAAGAUUCUUAUGUAGUCUUCAAAGUGACUUCGAACGACGAAGUCUCUGGUACAUAAAACUCGAACUGUAUUUAAUUCCUCUUUCUUUACUCAGGUUGACCAGAAAAGAAUUAAAUGUCUUAUCCUUGGUAUUUGCAAACAACAAAAGAAGCUGUUUAUUGUUUCACCUAAUGUAUAAUUAAAAGUACAUUGCGUUAUAUACAUUUUAUUUUCCAAGUACAUUGUUGCUUAAUGUUUCUAA